Messenger RNA from Callorhinchus milii (elephant shark), 1617 nucleotides. RefSeq names its product zinc finger protein OZF-like. Gene Ontology annotation, biological process: regulation of transcription by RNA polymerase II. Lineage: Eukaryota; Metazoa; Chordata; Chondrichthyes; Chimaeriformes; Callorhinchidae. Gene Ontology annotation, cellular component: nucleus. Gene Ontology annotation, molecular function: RNA polymerase II cis-regulatory region sequence-specific DNA binding; DNA-binding transcription activator activity, RNA polymerase II-specific. The record is from RefSeq and is a predicted model, not a curated record. The transcript has 4 exons. The annotation marks the transcript as partial.
AUGCCCCCUAAUAGACUGUCCCUGGAACUCUACCAGGCACGUCCCACUGGGGGACGUCCCAAGGGCCUGGCCCAGGACAUUCUGGUGGGAAUACGUCGCUUGGCUGGCUUUGGGAACGCUUGGGAAUUCCCCAGGAAGAGCUCGUCUGUCGCCAGGGAAAGGGAGGUCUGGACUGCCCUACUGAAUGUGCUGCCACCACAAACCUCACCAAGACAAGAGGAUUUAGAAAUUAAUGAACGAAUAAAGCUGUCAGUCUUCUUGACCACAGAUAUUACUCCUUUCUCUGUGGAUGCACAAUAUGAACUUAUUUUAAGGACUGGAGAGAAACCCUUCAGUUGCACUCUGUGUGGGAAGGCGUUUGCACAAUCACCAUAUCUUAAAUUACACCAGAGAACACACACGGGAGAGAAACCCUUCAAGUGCACUGUGUGUGGUAAGGCCAUGGAUCGUGUUGGACAUUUAACACAGCACCAGAGAACUCACACAGGAGAGAAACCCUUCAAGUGCACUGUGUGUGACAAGGCAUUUUCAUAUCCAUCAGUUCUAAGGAACCACCAGAGAACACACACGGAAGAAAAACCCUUCAAGUGCAGUGUGUGUGGGAAGGCAUUUUCAUAUUCAUCUGCUCUUAAAAAACACCGGAGAACACACACAGGAGAAAAACCCUUCAAGUGCAGUCUGUGCGCGAAGGCGUUUUCACAGUCAUCUGCUCUUGUAUUACAUCAGAGAACACACACGGGAGAGAAACCCUUCAGUUGCACUCUGUGUGGGAAGGCGUUUGCACGUUCACAAAAUCUUAAAAUACACCAGAGAACACACACAGGAGAGAAACCCUUCAAGUGCACUGUGUGUGACAAGGCAUUUUCACAUUCAUCAGUUCUUAGGAACCACCAGAGAACACACACGGGAGAGAAACUCUUCAGGUGCAGUCUGUGCGGGAAGGCGUUUUCACAGUCAUCUGGUCUUGUAUCGCACCAGAGAACACACACGGGAGAUAAACCCUUCAAGUGCAGUGUGUGUGGGAAGGCGUUUUCACAGUCAUCUGCUCUUGUAUUACAUCAGAGAACUCACACGAGAGAGAAACCCUUCAGUUGCACUUUGUGUGGGAAGGCGUUUGCACAUUCACAACAUCUUAAAAUACACCAGAGAACACACACAGGAGAGAAACCCUUCAGUUGCACUCUGUGUGGGAAGGCGUUUGCACAAUCACCAUAUCUUAAAUUACACCAGAGAACACACACUGGAGAGAAACCCUUCAAGUGCACUGUGUGUGGGAAGGCGUUUGCACAUUCACAACAUCUUCAAUUACACCAGAGAACACACACGGGAGAGAAACCCUUCAAGUGCACUGUGUGUGACAAGGCAUUUGCACAGUCAUCAGGUCUUCAUAGACACCAGAGAACACACACGGGAGAGAAACCCUUCAGUUGCACUCUGUGUGGGAAGGCGUUUGCACAGUCAUCAAUUCUUAAAAGACACCAGAGGACACACAAGCAUCAGAAGAUCCCCAAGAAAUGGAGUCUGAAAUCGGCUUGUGAAAGUCAAAGUGCUGCAAUGAGCCCAUCCCUCAUGAAACCAGAAGUGAAUCCCAGCUUGGACACUUUUAAAGGUAUCAAG